This is a messenger RNA of Zootoca vivipara (common lizard), 6286 nucleotides long. NCBI's taxonomy places the organism in Eukaryota, Metazoa, Chordata, Lepidosauria, Squamata, Lacertidae. The record is from RefSeq and is a predicted model, not a curated record.
UUUUCACUGCACACUUUUAUUCCUCAUGGUGAAGGUUGCUUGGGGGAAAAGAUUACAUUUUUUAUUUGUGUGUUUGGAAUGCAUAUACCUUUGAUCUUUUAUUAGUCAGUAGUCUGCUCCAGAGGAAUGUUGGUUGGGUUUUUUUAAAAAAAGAAGAAGAAAGGAAACAAAAAGCAGUUCUGCAGUCACUCGUGAAAAUGACAUGUUUAUUUAUGUUUAAUGGUUCUCUCAGGCGGUACUUACAUUCUCACUCUUCCUCCCCACCUCUCCAUUUAGGAACUCACAAAUGUUUCUUUCCCAUAGCUUUCUAAGUCAGCGUUCAGCCAUGUUAAUUCAAGCAGGGGUUUUAUUGUUAUUAUUGCUGGAGGUACUUCAAACUGAUUUAGUAAUACAUAUAUUGAUGCUUCUUAUGUAAAGGGACUGGAAGAAGCAACAUGCAACUUCCCCUUUGCUUGACAUAGGGGAAGUAGAAACAAUCAUCCUUCUUGUAUACAGUCAUACCUUGGGUUACAGCCGCUUCAGGUUGUAUCUUUUCGGGUUGCGCUCUGCUCCGAACCCGGAAGUACCGGAACGGGUUACUUCUGGGUUUCGGCACAUGCACAUGCGCAGAAGUGCUAGAUCGCACUUUGCGCAUGUGCAGAAGCGCUGAAUUGUGACCCGCGCAUGCGCAGACGUGGGUUUUGCGAAUGCUGUGGGUUGUGAACGUGCCUCCUGCACGGAUCACGUUCGCAACCCGAGCAUCCACUGUAUGUUUAGGGUGGCUGCAUAUCCUACUUUAGAGGACAGCCCUCUGAAGAAGUGGUCAAAAUCCAAUUUUAAGGGACAGCAAGGGGCCUCUCAGUUAGUACAUGGAGAGCAGACUGCAGGCACUCCAGGUCACCCGGUCACUGUAACAAGCUGUAUUUCGUUUAAGCUAGGAGAUGCCUCUAAAUUUGCACCCUAGAAAAUUUCACACGAAUAACAUAUCCUCUUCUAUCCACACCUUUGGUGAGGUGUAACUGGGUAACCUACAUAUAUUUGCAUGCCUUUUACAUUGCAUAACUAAUGUGCACAUGCACACAAUGCAAAUGGAAAGGAUUGGAUCCCAAGGUUUGUGUGAAUAGAAGGCCGUUCAUGCAGCAGAUCUUUCCCGUCUCAUCCAGACCCUGUGCUCCUUGAAAAGCAUCUCUGGAGCAUAGACUGUAGUGUGGGGUGGCAGCUACUGCUGUGGGGAAAGGGAAUCAAUGACAAUUGGGAAGAUUACAUGUUGCAUGAGUGUGGUUCUGCUUUCACAAGGUGCCUUCGCUUGCAUAACUUUUAGAUUCAAUCUCAUGUUUUUCAGAACUUUAAGAGAGAGCAAAGAAGCUAUAACUAUUACCCACCAGGGCCUUCCUCCUACUCUUUCGAUGUUUGCACACAGGUUUCUAGGCUGUUGGUGUGCCCUGGUUUAGUGUACCCAUGAUGCCCACAAGCCAAAUGAAAAUGGUGUCAAUUUCCAUGUUGAUCCUGUUUGGCCAAAUUACACAUCAGGGAAUUAGCAUGGCGGCCAUAGAUGGUAUUUUACAAAUACAGUGGUGCCUCGCUUAACAAACGCCCCGUAAGACAAAAAUUUCGCUUAAAGAAAGGAUUUUUCUAGCGGAGGUUGCCUCGCUAGACAAAUUUGUUUUACGAAAAAUUCGUCUGGCGAAUCGCGGUUUCCCAUAGGAGUGCAUUGAAAUUCAAUUAAUGCGUUCCUAUGGGCAUUUUUUUUUUAAAAAAAAUAUUUCAAUGCAUUCCUAUGGGAUUCGCUAGACAAAUUUUUCGUUAUAAGAAUAGACCCGUGGAACGAAUUAAAUUCGUCUAGUGAGGCACCACUGUAAGGAAUUGUCCAGGUUCUUGUACAAACAUCUGCGAAACUCUGCAGCCCUUUCUACUGCUUCCUGCAACUUUAGUUUACCUUCAGAUUACAGGCGGAUGAAGUUGUCGUCACGAUGCAAAAUUAGUGCAGCUAAUAAAAUGUUUUAUUAUACAAAGUGUGCAAUCUAUUGCAAACGUCUGGAUAUUCAAAUGAACGGGAAUAGCAGAAGAGAAUAGAUGCAGCCUUGUACAAUCUGUUUUAUUGCAGCCUGUCAACUAGAAGUUUCUGAUGGAUCUUUUUGGUUCGCAUUGCAGAAACUUAGGAAAAGAUUCUGUUUAUUUCAUAGGGUAACUGCACUUUGCCAACUCUUGUAACAAAUUUCCAGUCCCCUCAGAUUAAUUUUCCUCUCUGCAUUCUCUUGCUCUUUGACCAAAGGCCUCAGUGCAGUGUUCAUGGGGUUACGCCAUUUAAAUAUGUUGACAGGGAAAUUGUUAAAAGUACUCAACAGUUUCAAAGUGCCUAUUAUUUGUGUAACACUAUCUGCCCCAUUAUUUUGAAGGGACCUGGAACAUUCAUGUAAUCUCAUAAUAAGUGAAAAAAGAAAAGUUCUGUGUUUUACUUUCUGAAUUUUUCAUGAGAUCAUUUUCCAAUCAUCCAUGAAUUCCCAUUUUUUGUUGUCUUGUAUUUUAGCAAGGAGCAUCAUUGCCUGGUGCAGUCAGUGUGUUUGCUUAUUAUGUUAUCAAUCAUGCUAAUGUAAUCAAGCAUAAAAGCCUGAUGGCAAGGAAUUAGAUAAAAUUACUUAUAAAUGUGUAUUUGGAAUGUUAGUAUUUUCCUUUCAUUUUAAAAAAAACAUAACCAUCAGUUUUGCUGUGAAUGUAUCUAACAUUUUUGAUGUUUUAAUUUUAUUUUCAUCUUUUUUUUCUCCCUUACUCAGCUCUUGCCCCUGUUCUUUGCCUCUGGUUGUGUUGGUGAGGAUAUUACAGUGAUGUCUGCAUUCAACCUACUGCAUUUGGUGACAAAGAGCCAGCCAGUGGCCCUGCGAGCCUGUGGGCUUCCCUCAGGGUCACGUAGGGAUAAAAAGAACUGUAAGGUGGUCUUCUCCCAGCAAGAACUGCGGAAGCGGCUGACACCUUUGCAAUACCAUGUUACUCAGGAGAAAGGGACUGAGAGUGCCUUUGAAGGAGAAUACACACAUCACAAAGCUCAUGGAAUAUACAAAUGUGUUGUUUGUGGAACUCCUUUGUUCAAAUCAGAAACAAAGUUUGACUCCAAUUCAGGUUGGCCUUCAUUCUAUGAUGUGAUGGCUUCUGACAGAAUUACAUUCACUGAUGACUACUCCUACGGGAUGCACAGGGUUGAGACAAGCUGCAGUCAGUGUGGUGCUCACCUUGGACAUAUUUUUGACGAUGGGCCUCGUCCAUCUGGCAAACGAUACUGCAUAAAUUCAGCUUCGUUGUCUUUUGAGUCUGCAGACAAGAACCAUGCUGGAGAAGGAAGCAUUAGCGCAACUUCUGCCCAACCAGACAAGACAGAGCUGUAGAAGGAAGAUAGUUUCUCACAAAGCUUAUUUUCCUAGAUGACUCGUAAAGAAUGUUAUUCUAAAUUGCCUUCUACCUUAUAUGUUAAAAAAAACCUUUUAGGGAUAUUCUGCACUAUCAGUUUUUUGUGUGUAUCAAAAUGAGGCCUUGUGUGUGCCAAUGUAUUUUUGUUAUAUAAUCACACUUAAAUAAUUGUCAGCUUACAUGCAGUGGGGAACCUCAUAACAAAAGGGUAUUUAGCACUAUAGGUUAUUAAUCUCCACUUAGUGCUUUGUUAAAAUAGGUUUGAACAAUAUCCCUCCUUUUUUCUGAGGGAGCAGGCUGUAGUUCAUUCAUUGCAGAACUUUAGUCUAUAUAUAGCAGUCUCCUAAUAUCCCGUUACUUCAAUGAUUUUGUUCUGAUUUACAUGACAUGUGUACUCAACCAUCUUUCCAUUUGACACAUUACCCAACCUCCAUUAUGGAAGUGUGUGUUAGUUAUAGAAUGGUGGGUCAUAUCCAGGCUGUCCUUUUGCUGAGAUUAAUACCAGAUCCAACAUCCCUACUUAUAGUUAAGAAACUAGUGUUUCGCAAUUGUCUACCCUCUCCACUCCCAGUGUUGGUGGGAGAGAAUGAGUAUGUUUGUGAUGGGGCCAACUGGAGUGGAUAGCAGGCCUUUGCCACUGAGUCUAUUCCUUCAAGUUGCGAUGAGUAUUUAAAUGAAUGUGGAUGGAAACCUGUUUGUUUUAACCAGUAGCAAGCAGCACUUUUACAGGCCUGGUCUAUCAGCCAGAAGUGGGUGAAAGCGAAUAGUAGGUCACUUGUUUUACUAUGUCCCUAAUGAGGGUCCUGCAAAAACAAAACAUCAGCUAGCCAAAGAGGAUUCACAGUGUAGCAUGAACUAGUUGUUUUGUGGGUCGUGCCUUGGAGCAUGCAGUAAUGUUGCUAAUUACUGCUCCACUUUCAGGUUUUGUCCUGGGAGAGUGAAUACCUCAUUGAAGAGGUACAAACUUCCCUACAAUUCCCCCUUACAAUGUUUGGACAAGCAUUGGAAGGGAUGCAGUUCCCUUUCUUUCAAGCAGUUUCAAUGUGCAAUUAUAAGCACCAAGUGGCUGUGCCUUCUCAUGUGCAAAUUUACAGCAGCUUACUAUUUUCCAGCUUGUAUUGUAUGUGUGCUCAGUCUUAUUUUCUGAGCACAUGCAUGUACAGGAAAUGCACAAGGUCGACAACCAAAACAUUAAGAAAUGCAGCAAGAAAUCGACAUGUCCAUGAAGACUGAAGAGUUUUAAAUGGAAACUUGUCCCAAGGCCUUUAGUGAGAUCAGAUUAGACAUUUUUGAAGCCUUCUAAGGAUAUGACGAUCUACUUUGUGCUGAAACUUCCUUUUUUACACUGCAAGAGAACUGUCUAUAAGUAGUGUGUGUGUGUGUGUGUGUGUGUGUGUGUGUGUGUGUGUGUGUGUAUAUGGUUGAAGCAGAGAAUUUUCUAAACUCGAUACAAGUACUGUACUGUUUAAGAUACAGUGGUGCCUCGCUAGACGAAUUUAAUUCGUUCCACGGGUUUUUUCUUAUAAUGAAAAAUUCGUCUAGCGAAUCCCAUAGGAAUGCAUUGAAUUUUUUUUUAAUUUUUUUUUUGCCCAUAGGAAUGCAUUAAUUGAAUUUCAAUGCAUUCCUAUGGGAAACCGCGAUUCGCUAGACGAAUUUUUCGUAAAACGAAUUCGUCUAGCGAGGCAAGCUCCGCUCGAAAUAACCUUUCAUUAAGCGGAAAUUUCGUUAAGCAGGGCAUUCGUUAAGCGAGGCACCACUGUAAUUUUGUUGUAGAAUAUACAAUUUCAAUAUCAAUAGCAAACAUACUACCUGACAUAUCUAACACCGAAGCCCUGUACAAUAGGUUAAAAUUACUACCUUUAUAGCCUUAUAGCUCAAAAGCGAGAAAAAAGCUCGUUUGCUACUAUAAUUGAACAAUAGACAGAUGUAGAACUUCAGAAUGCAACCAUAUGCAUAAGAGAACAAUUACUCCUGUUAUCAUCACUGUUCAUGUAUGCAAGUAUGUACUUUCCAGUUUGUGCAGUCCUUCCUUUAUAAUGGCAGAGAAUUUUCUAGGCUUCAUGUCAUUCUUUUGCUUAUUUCCCUCCCCCAAAGGGCUGUUCUUAUUCCUUGCCUUUGUUGGAAGAGAAGUGAGUUUUCUCCUGUCACAUUUUCUGCCAUAAAUCUCUAAUAUGCAACAUUUGUAAAAAUGUGGAACCUACAUGCAUUUUGCUUUUCAGAUCUCUGCUGUAGUUAAGGGUUAUCGAGUUUCAGCAUAUUUCUGUCUUGCAUUAAAGAAAUAUAUUACUAAAACUUCAAUGAGCAAUAAUGCUAGCUGUCCAUCGGUAGAUUUAUAUUUGCAGGAUAUGGAAUGCAAUGAACUGAAUCAAUAUGGCUAGGUGUAUGUGAUCUGUAAGAGUGGAACACUGUUAACAGAAGAAAGCCAUUGUUCUUUCUCUGUAUGGAACACUGGGCAACGUUUUUCACUGUUAAUGCUAGUAGGGGAUACAAGUAUGACUGGUAUUGCAAAACUCAAAUGCAGGUCAUCUUGUUAAUGUCCUUGGCAGAGGAUCUCAGAAGGAGAGCACAAUAAAUAAGCAGGGAGCCCAUUGCUCAGACUUCAUUCUUUGUAUUGUAUGGGUGUGUGCAUCUACUGAACGCAAAUUAUAUAAGAACAGAGAACUGUAUUUUAUAGUAUCCAAUCUAUAUUAUAUAGAGAUUUGCAGAGCUUAAUAUAUAAAUAUCAAAAGAUACUUGGGGAAAAAAGAGAAAAAUAAAAGUAUUUUAUUCAUUUUGGGGGGAAACUGAACUUUUCCUCAGAAUUAUGGUUCACUUUUGAGAUAAUAGUGUUGGAUUUUUCAACGAAGGGUAUCUUUUAAUAUAUUUCUUGUAUGCUGGGUACAUAAUAAAGUUAAUUUAUAUAAAUAAA